Medioppia subpectinata is the source of this 327-nucleotide messenger RNA. NCBI's taxonomy places the organism in Eukaryota, Metazoa, Arthropoda, Arachnida, Sarcoptiformes, Oppiidae. The record is from the annotation of a GenBank genome assembly.
GUGAAUUCAUUACGAGAAUAUUCUUUCUCUCGAUAUAUCUUUGCCAAUGUUUUUAUAUGAAAAACAAUAUAUAAUUUAUGAACAAUUGUUGUAUUUUUUCAAUAUUCAACUAAUGUCUGCAACCGUUUGAAUUGAGACACAAACACAAUGCCUGAGAGUAAAGAGAUCGGGCGAAUAGGGGGCGGAAUGUUCAUAUUGAUCUUGAUCAUAUUGUUUUUCGCCGCCCACGGGGGCUCUAAUGAGAUGAUGUACCUAACGUUGGGUUUCGUGUUCAUUAUAAUAGCGUUGUUUUCAUACGGAUUCUGGUCGGCAGUCAAUAAGGGAGAA